Molecule: messenger RNA, 1407 nt
Organism: Penicillium soppii
Lineage: Eukaryota; Fungi; Ascomycota; Eurotiomycetes; Eurotiales; Aspergillaceae
Gene: zrfC
Product: putative ZIP Zinc transporter
Exons: 4
Coding region: 1-1407 (468 amino acids)
Biological process (GO): zinc ion transmembrane transport
Cellular component (GO): plasma membrane
Molecular function (GO): zinc ion transmembrane transporter activity
Source: RefSeq, a predicted model, not a curated record
AUGAUCAUUCUCAGACCCUUCAUCCUGGUAUACCUGGGUAUAUCCAGCGCAUAUGCAGCCACCUCAACCACAUCAGCUCAUACAUCAUCCAUCACUGGAUGUCACAGUCAUGGGUCAAGCAUUUACUGCAUUGAUGGAGAUGGCCAUGAAGUUUUGGUCUCGGCAACAUCUACUCCCACAAGUGGGAUACCGGCACAAUACACCGGGUGCCAUUCUCACGGCACCGAGUCAUACUGCAUGGAUGCAGAUGGAAACGACGUGCUUAUUCAAGAAGAAGCCACCGAAGAGAGUGAAGAUGAACAUAGUGAUCACGACCACGACCACGACCACGACCAUGAAGAAUCCUCAAGCGAGGGUGGACAAAAUUGUCAUUUCCAUGCUGGUGUUGAACACUGCGUUGGCACAGGCGAAUCAGAGAGCAGCCACGCCUCAUGUGGUAUCCAAACAAGAGACUAUGAUGUCCCUUUGCGCAUCGGGACGUUGUUCGUCGUUCUUGCCACUAGUGCGAUCGGUGUCUUUGCACCAAUCCUCCUCAUGAAACUUCCAUUUGCCUCCAUUAAUGGUGUUGUAUCGACUGUCAUUAAGCAAUUUGGAACAGGUAUUAUCCUUUCCACAGCCUUCGUGCACCUUUACACACAUGCAAAUCUCAUGUUCACCAACGAGUGUCUGGGUGAGCUUGAGUACGAAGCGACAACAUCUGCUGUUGUGAUGGCUGGAAUAUUUCUUGCAUUUUUGCUUGAGUAUAUCGGCCACAGGGUUAUUGUUGCGCGUAAUAGCAAGAAGGAUGCAGCGGAGGUUACUGAGUCUGAAUCUCAACCAACCGCUCAGAAAGGACAGUAUGGUAGCACUCAUGACCUGCCACAGCAGCCCACGCUGGCUUGCCUCGGACACAGUCACGGCACAUUUGAUCCCACCCGGCCCACUAGCAAAUUUUCAGUGCUUGUCAUGGAAGCCGGUGUGCUUUUCCACAGCAUCUUGAUUGGCCUCACACUUGUUGUUGCUGGGGACUCUUUUUACAAGACGCUUCUGGUGGUCAUUGUGUUCCAUCAAUUCUUCGAGGGACUGGCGCUUGGUGCUCGAAUUGCGACCCUUCAAGGGGCAAUUUUCCCCUCCAAAGCGAUCAUGGCAGCGGCAUUUGCUUUGAUCACACCUAUUGGUAUGGCGAUUGGACUUGGUGUUCUGAAAUCUUUCAACGGAAAUGAGAGAAGCACUUUGAUUGCGCUAGGAACGUUGGACGCGCUUUCUGCUGGUAUUCUGGUGUGGGUCGGCGUGGUCGAUAUGUGGGCGCGUGACUGGGUGAUUGAGGGAGGCGAGAUGUUGAACGCGAAAAUUGGGAAAGUUUUGACAGGUGGUAUCUCCUUGGUCACUGGAAUGAUUUUGAUGGGCGUACUGGGAAAAUGGGCUUGA